Molecule: messenger RNA, 759 nt
Organism: Peniophora sp. CBMAI 1063
Lineage: Eukaryota; Fungi; Basidiomycota; Agaricomycetes; Russulales; Peniophoraceae
Source: the annotation of a GenBank genome assembly
AUGAGCAGUGGUCUUAACAGUGAAGUCCAUACCUCUGGCUCUGAGACCGACUGCUCGGCAAUAUUGGCUCAGAUCUUAGGCGGUCCUCCAACACAACGUUCUCCAUCUCCGCGUCGCACUCGUAACAGCAUUGACAUACCUGCACUGAGCGGUCUCGACACCAGUACCCGUUUUGCUUUCCAGGAGAUCAUUCGAAUGCACUGGGAUACGAAGCUCCUGUAUCUCGCACCAGAACUAUUGAAGGAGGGCAUUCCCGCUCUACGAGAACUAUGUGCUGGCCUCCCAGACGCCGAGACUCGGCUGAACCUAUUGCUUGAGGCACGCAGUCAGCCGGACCCGAACAAACACGACCAGCUGCUUCUCCAGUUCCUGAAGAAAAGUACCUCGGACGAGAUCCGAGCAAUCACAUUCGCACGGCGAAUGCGACUGGCCGAACAUCGCAUGGAGCAAAAGGCAAGACUGCAUGAAUGGCAGCUGCCGACUGUUUUCUGUCCUAAUCCCGCGUGCUACCGCCGUCUCGACGUUUUCGAGCAGGAAGCCGACUUCUGGAGGGACGAGUGCUACAACCUGCUCGGUGCCAUGAAACAUAUCACUUCCGAGUUGCAGGGACAUGUGCUGCCGGAAGUGGUGGAAUCAUUUGGGUCGACACGAGCCGUCGCCGAGGAGAACGCGCGGUUGGAACGACGCGUCAAUGCACUGGAACAGCUGGCGGUGGAGAAUGGCCUCGCCAUCGGUCAUAUUCCCAAGUACGUUGUAUGA